This is a messenger RNA of Emericellopsis cladophorae, 1254 nucleotides long. RefSeq lists its product as uncharacterized. Lineage: Eukaryota; Fungi; Ascomycota; Sordariomycetes; Hypocreales; Bionectriaceae. Bases 1 to 1254 code for a protein of 417 amino acids. The record is from RefSeq and is a predicted model, not a curated record. The transcript has 5 exons.
AUGCCGAAGGUGUCUAAGGACUGGGGCGCCAUGCGUCUCAUGAAUAACACUGAACGUUUCCACGACACAAUGCUUGGGCUGCACUUCCUCCCCAGCAAACAGACAUUCUCAUCGCCAACGCCUCUGAUGCUGGCGGCGAUGCUGUACUGCUCGAGCAUGAGAGGCUCGGACCAAGUGGUCGUGCAUGCUUCCGAGUACUUCACUGUCCUGUGCAGUGCAAUUUCGCAGUUAUGUAUGCCCGCCAGCGAGAUUGGAAUGGCGCCCAAGGACCCGACUGCAGCGGAGGAAUGGGCAUUCCAGACCAUCCUCGGCAUCAUCCUUGCCGGGCUUCUUCGGGAGGGCGUCAUCAAAGAGACGGGGAUAUGGAUCUCUGUCGCCUACAGACUGAUCCUGGAGCACUGCCCACCUUACAUGGAUGAGAAGUCACUCGAGUGGCAAAAGCUCUUCACUGGCCUGCAAAUUGUAGAUCUAGAGCACGCCUCGAUCCACCUCUCGUGUCCCGUCAUACCUGUAGAAGCACCUUUUCCGCGCCUUCGCAUCUCGCAGCAGGACCAGCUCUACAGGUUGUCUCGCAUGAUGCACACGGGUCUCACCCACUUCACGGGACGCGGGCUCCCGACCAUUUGGGCAUGCUUCACGAGCGACACCCCCGCCACGUCCGACUCGACCUCGUUCAGCGGCGUCGAUGCGGCCGUCAUCAGGGAUUGGGCCCGGCAGCUCGACGACUGGCUGGUGGAAUUUGGCGCGCGCAGCGAGGAGGCUAGCGACCAAAGCAACCUGACGUUCCGGCAGUACGUUCUGCACCGCGUGCUGGUCCUCUCCAUCUACCUCCCAGCCCGUGGAAGCGAUCUUUUCUCCGAUACGACGCCAAAAGAACAGCAUGAGCUUCUUGUUUCAGCCCGCGCGGCUGUCAGGCUCCAGCUCCUAGACACAUCCAUCUGGUCCAACUUCGACCUCAUUAUUAUCACGUGGGCGGCGUUGAUAGUUAUCCAAGGCGUCGAUGGCGGAGUGGGAGAGCCUGAAGGGCGUCUCCAGGAGGCCCAUGAGCACAGCUGCAAUCUUCAUGGGCUGCUGGCAAAUCGUCUGGAAACAAAAAUUCAGGGCCUAACAACCCCGCAGAUCGGCGAUGCCAUGAGCUUCGAGCCAGAUGGUAAUUUUGACACUUCUUGGUACAUAUUCAAUCAGUCUAGUCUAGAUGUGGGCUUGGACAUGUCCUUCUUGGACGGAACAAUGCAGCACACAACCAUGUCCUGA